Molecule: messenger RNA, 2216 nt
Organism: Exaiptasia diaphana
Lineage: Eukaryota; Metazoa; Cnidaria; Anthozoa; Actiniaria; Aiptasiidae
Product: failed axon connections homolog
Exons: 3
Coding region: 90-1289 (399 amino acids)
Cellular component (GO): cytoplasm
Source: RefSeq, a predicted model, not a curated record
CCGGUCAGCUGAGAAAUAUACGCUGGGGUUGGCAUUGAUCGGGUGAAGAAAAUUAUUCAUCAGUAACACAAUUAUCGAUCUGCCCUAGAAUGGCGACCGAAGUAGAGACCGCUCAACAAGAGGUACAAGAAGUCGAGGCUGAAGCCGCGAAACCAGACGAGAACCACGUUGAAGAAAACAAACCGGCGGAGGAAAGUCAAUCGGCCGAGAAGAUCGAGGACGCGGUUGUCGAUGGUGAAUCAAAGAAAGAGGAAAAUGGCAGCGUACCACCAAAAGUGAUUCUACACCAACAUCCCCCAUGCGUCAAUUUACCGAGUUUUCURCCUGCGUCGCUAAAGCUGGAAACUUUCAUGCGAAUGCACAACAUUCCCUACGAGAAUAAGUACGUCCACAAACUGGGCUCAGAUAAAGUGAAGUUGCCAUUUAUUGAGUAUCAAGGCGAUAAAGUUCAGGAUGCCAACUUCUGUAUCAAGUAUUUAUGUAACAAGUUCAGUCUAACCCCCGAUUCUCAUCUGAGCGCGGAACAACGCGCUGUUGCUCACGCAUUUUCUACGAUGGCCGAGGAAAACACGUACUGGAGUCUGGCCUACUAUCGCUGGGUGGAUAACUUCAACGAAACCAAGAAAUACUACAGCAACCUCGCUCCUGUUGUCAAGGACGUACGCCCAAAACUCGAYCAGAAUAAGUGCAUCAAAUGCAUGCAGGCCCAUGGUAUUGGAAAGCACACAAAAGAUGAAAUAUAUGGAAUUGCCGAGGCCGAUUUGCGCGCUAUGUCAACGUAUUUGGGAGAAAAGGAGUUUUUCAUAGAUACGACCGAUCCCUGCACCGUCGACUGUACCUUGUUUGGUCUCUUGGCUAGCGUAAUUUAUGGAGCGCCAGAAUCGCCGCAAGCCAAGCUCAUACACGAUGAKAUGCAGAAUCUCGAGAAGUUCUGUGAUAAUAUGAAGCUGCAUUACUGGCUCGACUGGGGUGAUGUUUGUAACGAAGAAAACGCCGAAAAGUUCAAGCCGCAGAGCCGACUUAGUAUGAAAAAUAAGAAAAAGAAGACAAAGACAACCGAAGAAAAAGAGGGAGAAGGCGAGAGUGAUAAAGCAGAGGAAAAACCAGCAGAAGAAGAAAAGAAAGAGGGAGAAGAGGAGAAACCAGCCGAAGCCACCGAAGAAGCAGCUCCUGAGCAAGAGGCUGCUUCCGGCGAACCGCCAAAAGAGGAAGAAGGCGCGAAAGAAGAAUCAAAAGAAGAGGCAGAACCUGCGAAGGAGGAAGAAAAACCAGCAGAACCAGAACAGUAAAAAUUUUUUGCUUAAUAUGAGAGAACUAUUUGCUCCGCACAGCAAGAUUUGAAGAAUUAAUGGAUGGAGGCCACAGGGAUUUAUUCCUACAGUUUGAUGAAAUUGAGACUUUAAAGUGUGAGCAUGUUACUCUUUUCUUCAAUAUGAAUUUUGUUACAAUUUUGCAUUGUGGCCAUGAAGAUUCAGACAGUCAACCUUAUAAAAGGAUGAACCAUUAUUGUCCCUAGCAUUUACUCCAUUUAUUUGCUAGAUAGGAAAAUAAAUUUAGAACAUUUGAUGUAGGUAAUUUAUAUUCUGAUAAUUUCCUUUGGAAGGAUUUAAUUUCAUGUCUAAGGAAUGAAUAUAUGAAAUGUAAGAAAGCCAUUUCCAAGGCCAUAAGAUAUUAUUUUUGUUUAAGAAAUCUUUCAUUUUCUGUAGAUCUUACAUUCAGUGAUAUAGCAAAUAGUGUACGGAGAAAGUUAUUGCACCAUUGUACAACAUUUGCUUUAUCACAAUAACCUAGCUUCAUCCACACAACUAGCUUAUAUAACGUGUGUGAUUUCAGGACACUAUUGAUCAUAAUUGAAAGUGUACAUGUGUAGCUGUUAAACUACUGAACUGAUCUUUACCAGUAGAUAUCGUCUUUGCUUCCUUCUUGGACUAGGAGUUCUACUUGUAGCUAGUUGAUUUGUAAAUCCUGUUUCUGCUAGUUAUAACGCUGCCCAUUCAUCAUAAUAUAGUYAAACAAGAUCCCUCUAAAACCAGCAAGGAAGCAAAUUGUGCCUGUUAUUAUUUUUGUUAAAAUUUUCAUCGUUCAAGUCAAAUUUGACUAGCAAUGAUUGUAUGUAAAUGUGAAAAUAGAUAAUAGGACUCGAGGAGUUUUCUUGUAAAUGUUGCCUUAAAUUAUAUUGGAUGGAAUAUAAUACCAAUAAAGCCUUCAAAACCAUU